UUGUUUCUUCUUCCCGAUUCCAAAUUUACGGUAUUGGUGAAUUUAGUUGAUUCUGGCUAAUUCUGAACCGAUCCAAUCUGAUUCAGAUCAGAAUGGAUGCCGGUCCCAUUUCUGAUUUGGGGUUCUUACACCUUUCUAGUGAUUCUUAAUCGAGGUCCAUAGCUUUGGCCGUGGGCUUUAGUCUGUUCUACAAAGACACUACAAAGAAUUGUGUGGCGGCGAAGGUGGUGCUACGGACACGUUUGACAAGCUUCCAUCUCAGUCCGUGCCAGGCUGCCUCCUGGUUCACAAGGCCUUUUACACUGCAGUCCUGAUGACUGAUUCUUCUUCACAUACAGUUUUCCACUGGAAUCGAGAUUGCAGAAUGGACACAAAACGCCCCCCUCCUGACCCAAUUGCAGUGCUGAGAGGUCAUCGAGCUUCUGUUAUGGAUGUUUGCUUCCAUUCUUCUAAGCCUAUGUUAUUUACUGGUGCUACCGACGGUGAGUUGCGGAUUUGGGAUACAGUUCAACACAGGACAGUCUCUUCUUCAUGGGUACACAGUGCUGCACAUGGAAUCAUCGGUGUUGCUACAAGUCCUUUGAUUGGAGACAAUAAAGUUGUUAGCCAGGGUAGGGAUGGGACUGUUAAAUGUUGGGAUAUUGAAGACGGAGGCCUUUCCAGGACACCAUCGCUUAUCAUCAAAACAAGCUCUUAUCAUUUCUGCAAACUAUCCUUAGUGAAGAAGCCUUUUACUUGUUUGGUGCAAACUGAAGAUGCUUCUGUUGAGAAAUCAGGCUUUACAACAGGAGAACCUAAGAAUUUAUGUGAUAUUGAGGCUAGGGAAACCAUUAAUGCAGCAAUGCUAGAUGGAGUUGAUGGAGGAAAGAUCCAUGGAGAUUCUGUUUCUCCUGAAGGACCGAAAUAUGUGGCUAUAGCAGGGGAACAGUCUUCUGAGGUUGAGAUUUGGGAUCUCAAUACCGCAGAAAGGUUAACACGCUUGCCUCAGAUCUGUAAUGGAAGCUCCCCAAGUCAUUCAACAAAGGCAAGAGGAAUGUGCAUGGCUGUUCAAGCAUUUUUACCACCAAAGCUGCAGGGAUUCCUAAAUGUUUUGGCCGGUUAUGAAGAUGGGAGCAUGCUUUGGUGGGAUCUGAGGAAUCCUGGGGUUCCGGUAACUUCUGUGAAAUUUCAUUCAGAGCCUGUUCUAACCCUGAGUGUUGAUGAGCCAUGCACUGGUGGGAUAUCUGGAGCUGCGGAUGACAAAAUUGUGCUUUUUACACUAGAUCAUCAAACGGGUUGUUGUCUGGUCAAGAAAGAAAUCAGUUUGCAACAUCCUGGCAUAGCAGCCACUUCCAUUCGAACAGAUAACAAAAUUGCUGCAACUGCUGGCUGGGAUCACAGGCUAAGAAUAUACAAUUAUCGUAAAGGAAGUCCUUUAGCCAUCUUAAAGUAUCACAGUGCCACGUGUAAUGCUGUAUCAUUCUCCACUGAUUGCAAGCUUAUGGCCUCCUCUUCAGAAGACACCACAGUGGCACUGUGGGAACUCUACCCUCCUCGAACUUAGAUGGGUUUCGUGUCUUGCAAUGAUAUUAUUCUGACCUGCAUCGCUUUUGUCAAGGUUUCAGCUUUAAGUGAUGAAACAUGGAUCCUGCACUUGAAUGCUCAUCCUCAUGUGGUAUGUUUGAGAACAGAGAACUAGAGACAAAGAUUACGCGUUAGGGAAGUUGGGUCCCAACACUUGGCCGUAUCUCGUGUUGUUGGGAUUUGCGAUGGUGAAACACUGAAUUAAAGGGCCUCCUUGACAGACUCAGUUCAAUUUCUCUUUGGUAAU
Molecule: messenger RNA, 1810 nt
Organism: Telopea speciosissima
Lineage: Eukaryota; Viridiplantae; Streptophyta; Magnoliopsida; Proteales; Proteaceae
Product: protein DECREASED SIZE EXCLUSION LIMIT 1
Exons: 14
Coding region: 314-1543 (409 amino acids)
Molecular function (GO): protein binding
Source: RefSeq, a predicted model, not a curated record